This is a messenger RNA of Cherax quadricarinatus, 1772 nucleotides long. RefSeq lists its product as uncharacterized. The record is from RefSeq and is a predicted model, not a curated record. Lineage: Eukaryota; Metazoa; Arthropoda; Malacostraca; Decapoda; Parastacidae.
GACACAAUCAGUAAAACUGUCGCUACCAGGUUUAAUCCAAAUCAAGAUUCGCGCACUACAUUAGGACUAUAUCCACUGCAACUACACCCACUCAGCCGACAGUAACCAGAUCGUAAAAUUCUGAUUAAAAAAAUCAUUUGGGAACAUUGUACAAGAUCUUAUAUAAAACAUUAACUGAGAUGUCAGACGUUGCUGACCCUCCCGAUCUUCUGGUGGAUCUCCAGGAACCACUUGAGGCGCUGAAAUCAACGGUGACGGUGAAAAAGGAUGAACGACGGAAGGUGGCUAGUAUCCUUCCUAACGCACCCAUAAACAAAGCAGAGACCUCGACUAAUUCUACACUUUUCACCGCUGGAGGACAACGAUCUGGACAAGAACGCACCUUGCGGAGACGUGACUCAAAACAUUCUCUUUAUUCAGCCCAAGAUUUCCGAGAGGAGAACCCGUUAGUUAGAGUGUCCAGCUUCUUCGGAUCAAGACAUUUUCCUGAGCUCUUUGGUAGGUCAGCUCACAACCUUGGGGGCUACGAUGAGCCAAGUAACGACCACAAGUUAAGAGAGAAAAAGAAGAACCAAGAGGAUAUUCAAGAAAGAAAGAAAGCAAAGAAAGGGGGUAACUUACUGGAGGAAAAGAACGAAGCAACACUGAGUAGGAAUACAGAUGGUGCGACAAGACCAUUAUGGGAAGAUGAUGCUUCAAAAGACAAGGUGACGUCGGCGACAUCAGGAAGCCUCAAAUGGGAACACUUGACCUCAGCAGUCUUUGGAAGUCAGGUGGAGCCUGGGGAACACCCAUCCUUGGACAUCUCUCACCACUGGAUGCCCACGGACAUGGUGAACGCAGACCUCUCGGGAGCGCCGCCAGAGUUCAAGCCAAAACACAAGCAAACAGCGAUAAAUAUAAACUAUGAACAUAAAAAUGGUGAAGCUGAAUCAAAGGAAUUAAAAGAAAGGUCUAACAGUUCACUUAAUGAUAAAUCAGAUGAUCAAAGUUUGCAAAAGGACUGCAUACACUUUGAAGAUCUGGAGCAUGGCACAAGGAAGAAAAUUAAAUUUUCUGACGAAUUUGAGGCGAUCCACAGUGCAGACGCAGACAACCCAUUCGUCAAGACUGGCUGGAGUACCUUCAGAACCGAUGCUAUAAAAGCUAUUUCUGAGCUUGGUUCUCGUAUCAUGAGGCCACCUUCCAGUGAUGUAAUGUACAUGACACCACUACCAGAGACCUGUAUUACUGCCAGCAGCCCAGCCAACCCCAGUGCACCACAGGAACAAGACACCGCUCCAUUAAAACUGAUUCCUAAUCUUGGCUCUUGGAAACCUCAUUCCAAUACGCGCGUGGAUCGUCUGGAUAAAUCGGAGUCGUUGGCAGAAGUUUGGAGACAGCCGCGGAGAUUGUGGCUGAAGCGCUCCCGAGGGAACCAACAGGUCCUCUUGCUCGACUUCAAGACCACCAAGGGAGAAGACGACGCCGCUUCUAAAUCGGUAAGUACUCAACACAAUUUAGUACAAAGAAUAUCAUACAACCUGUUUGCUAAGCUCCGCCCCUACUCUUUAGCAUGGCCUACUUCCACUAAUGGGUCUUGCCCUCCUGUGUCUGCUGCACCUCAUCUGAGUCCAGUAUAUGAGUGUCUACCUUCCUUCUUAGUCUUCAGAUUCAUCAAGACUAAGACGCGGAUGUAUACUUGCACAGACAUAGAUGAAGAGAGUCACGGAUGUAUGCUUGCACAGACACAGACAAAAACAGAGAAAGACAUACGUAGAAAUAAAGACUGA